This is a messenger RNA of Paramecium pentaurelia, 2107 nucleotides long. The record is from the annotation of a GenBank genome assembly. Lineage: Eukaryota; Ciliophora; Oligohymenophorea; Peniculida; Parameciidae.
AUGGAAUAAAUUAAACAUCUAAAAUGGUAAGGAGUACAUGAAAUGAGCGAUAAAAAACAUGGUAGGUGGAUAGCAUUUUGGAAUGGAGAAAUACUGAGUGAAGUUGGUGGGUAUUUUGAGAAUGGAUUAAAGUAAGGGUUAUGGAAAGAACUUUUUAAAAACUAUAGUAGGUAAAUAAUAAUUAAGUAUUGUUCAAAAGUCACUCAAAGAGUUAUGAAAGUGGAGAAUACUAAAAUGAUAAAAGAAGUGGAAUGUGGAUCUAUAUAUAUGAUAACAACAUAAUGUAUAAUUAAAAAAUAUAUUAAUAAGCGGUGGUGGAAAAUAUAAUGAAUAAGGUUAGAAAAGUGGUAAAUGGAUUGAAUUGAGUGAUAGCUUCAAUUGCAAUUCUUAGCUAACUUAUUAUGGCGAAUAUAAAGGUGGUAAAAAGGUUGGUAGAUGGGAUAUUAAGUAUAAAAAUGAGCCCAUUGGAAAAAAGUAAUAAAUGUAAUCUUAUUAUAUUUGAUAUAUCAUUUAGUGGUGGUGGAUUAUAUAAUGAAGGAGGUUAAGGGAUAAAAAUUGGAAGCUGGGUUGAAGUCGAUGAUAAUUUUAAUGAUUCUUCUGAAAUUACACAUAAUGGAAAAUAUAAAAAUGGUUAAAAGAUUGGUAGAUGGGAUAUUCAUUUAAAUUGUUAAGGAUUAAUUAAAUAGAUGUUAAAUUAUAUUAUUAAUAAUUAUUUUUAGUGGAGGUGGGUUAUAUGAUGAAAGAGGUGAUGGGCAUAAGGUAGGGAAAUGGAUUGAAUUGAGUGAAGGGUUUUAUAAAACAUAUUAAAUUAUUUUCAAUGGCAACUAUUAAAAUGGUAAGAAAGUUGGAUAAUGGGAUAUUUAUUUGAACAAUGAAAAGAUGUAGAGAAUUUUAUUUAAAUAAAAUUUUAGUGGUGGAGGAUUGUAUGAUGAAAUGGGUGAAGGGAAAAAAAUUGGAAGAUGGAUUGAAGUAGGUGUUGAGUUCAUUGAUUCUUUUUAAAUAACUUAAAAUGGAGAAUAUAAAAAUGGUAAAAAAAUUGGGUAAUGGGAUAUUUUUUAAAAAAAUACAUGUGGAAAUCAUCAGAUGUAAAACUAUAUUAUUUCAAAAAAUAUUUUAGUCGCGAAAGAUUAUAUAAUGAAGAAGGUCUUCGAUCAAGGUUUGGAAGAAACAACCGGAUUAGGAAUAGCUAUCUGCAAGCUCCUUUUGAAAGUGAAUACAAAAAUAUUAAAAAACCUUAAGGAUAGGAUACUCACUUUGAUACAAAAGGAGGAAUGGAAAUAAUGUAACAAAUAAUAGUUAAAUAUUAUAUAAAUAUGGAAUAGAAGUGGAUUCUAUGAUGAAGAGGGUGAAGAGUUUAAGAUAGGAAGAUGGGUAGAGUUGAGCGAUUCGAAUUUGUAUAUAACUUAGAUUGGUGAAUAUUUCAAAGGGUAAAAAGUUGGGAAGUGGGAUUUUUUUUUCAUAAAUAAAGAAGGAAGUAAAGAGAUGUAAAAUUAUUUAAAUAAAUUAAAUUAAAAAAUGAUUUAGGGGAGGAGGUUAUUAUGAAAAUUAUGUUAUUGAUUUAAAAAUUGGUAGAUGGAUUGAGUUUAAUGAUUUUAAUUCAUAAAUAACUUACGUUGGUGAAUAUAAAAAGGGGUAAAAAGUUGGCAGAUGGGAUACUUAUCUCAAUUAUUUUGGAAAUAAGCUGAUGUAUAUAUAUAUUCUGUAAAUUUUUUAGUGGUGGUGGAUCUUAUGAUGAAGGAGAUGAAGGAUUUAAGUGUGGAAGAUGGAUUGAAGUUAAUGAUGAGCUUGAUGAUUCAUCAUAAGUUACUAUUAAUGGUGAAUAUAAAAAUGGCAACAAAGUUGGGAAAUGGGAUAUUUAUCUCAAUUACGUAGGAAAUAUUAAGAUGUAAAAUUCUUUAUUAACGAAGUAUGAGCUGUUAGUGGUGGAGGCUCAUAUGAUAAUGAAAGCUUUGGAGUAAAAACUGGGAAAUGGGUUGAUAUAAAGGAUGGGUUUAAAUGGGCUUUAUAAACUACCUUUAAUGGAUAGUAUGGAAAUGGAAAUAAAAUAGGGAAAUGUGUCGAAAUGUAAGGGCAGAUAAAAAGUAGAGAAAUGAACUUUAAAAAUUGA